Molecule: messenger RNA, 3913 nt
Organism: Oryzias latipes (Japanese medaka)
Lineage: Eukaryota; Metazoa; Chordata; Actinopteri; Beloniformes; Adrianichthyidae
Product: single-stranded DNA-binding protein 3
Biological process (GO): positive regulation of transcription by RNA polymerase II
Cellular component (GO): nucleus
Molecular function (GO): protein binding; single-stranded DNA binding
Source: RefSeq, a predicted model, not a curated record
GGGCAAUGUUGGGGAUGUAAAAAAAAAAAAAAAAAAAAAAAAAAAGGAAACCGGAGCAAAGAGAGCGCAGGGGAGAGACAGGGAGACAACACUAACAGGGUAGCUAUGGAGAUAGUAGGUUUUCCUGGUAGCUUUCUUUGACAGGUGUCGAGUGGGAUAAAACAAAGUAUCACAACAGCUUCCAAGAUGUAUGGCAAAGGAAAAGGAGCUGUUGUCCCCUCCGAUAGCCAAGCGAGAGAAAAGUUAGCGUUAUAUGUGUACGAGUACCUUCUACAUGUGGGAGCACAAAAGUCAGCACAGACCUUCCUGUCCGAGAUUCGAUGGGAGAAGAAUAUCACAUUAGGGGAGCCUCCUGGAUUCCUUCAUUCAUGGUGGUGUGUAUUCUGGGAUUUGUACUGUGCAGCUCCAGACCGGAGGGAGACAUGUGAACACUCCAGUGAGGCAAAGGCCUUCCAUGACUAUAGUGCAGCGGCAGCUCCCAGCCCGGUGAUGGGCAACAUGCCGCCCAACGAUGCCAUGCCCGGUGGUCCCAUGCCCCCAGGCUUCUUCCAGGGACCACCUGGCUCUCAGCAGUCCCCCCAUGCACAGCCCCCCUCACACAACCCCAGCAACCCCAUGAUGGGACCCCAUGGCCAGCCUUUUAUGUCGCCAAGGUAUCCAGGCGGCCCACGCCCCUCACUCCGAAUGCCAAAUCAACCUCCUGGGGGAAUCCCAGGCUCUCAGCCCCUUCUGCCAAACAGUUUGGACCCAACAAGACCGCCAGCUCACCCCAACAUGGCUGGACCAAUGAGAAUGAACCCGCCCAGAGGGAUGACCAUGGGCCCACAGAAUUAUGGUGGCAUGAGGCCUCCUCCCAAUUCCAUGGGUGGUCCCAUGCCAGGAAUGAACAUGGGUCCUGGAGGAAGGGGGCCUUGGCCGGGCCCUAAUGCUAACUCUAUAGCCUACUCUUCCUCGUCUCCAGGAAACUAUGUGGGUCCCCCAGGCGGAGGAGGUCCUCCUGGAACUCCCAUCAUGCCCAGCCCAGGUGACUCGACUAACUCCAGUGAAAACAUCUACACAAUGAUGAAUCCUAUUGGAGCUGGAGGCAACAGACCCAACUUCCCAAUGGGACCAGGGCCUGAUGGCCCUAUGGGGGCCAUGGGGGCCAUGGAGCCACAUCACAUGAACGGAUCACUUGGGUCUGGAGACAUGGAUGGGUUGCCAAAGAAUUCUCCUAACAACAUGGGGGGGAUGAACAACCCCCCUGGAACGCCGCGAGAUGACGGCGAAAUGGGCGGAAAUUUCUUGAACCCAUUCCAAAGUGAAAGUUAUUCACCCAACAUGACGAUGAGUGUGUGAUUUUAUUUUUUUCUCCCUUCUUUUGUUUUGGUAUUUUUUUUCUUCCCCUGAAUUUCUUUUUCUUGUGAUCCUGCUCUUUUUUUUUUCAAUCUUUUCUUCACCUUUCUUCACCACUCCCCUCACCUCCCCCUUUUCUCACACAAACACACACAAAAUCCUCUGCUGCUCGCCACCCCGACGGGAUCCACCCGCUCCUCCCUUCAUUCGGGAACUGUGCGGCCACGCAGCCCUCCGGGACGGCCCUGGAGCAUUCUGGGACUCUGAUGAAAACGGGCCCCCCCGGGGCGUGCAAAGUGGCUAGCGGCGUGAGCAGGAAGCAGUCACAGAGCAACAGGAAGAGCAUCCUCUCUGAAUCCGGCCCCAGCCUCCCCGGCUUUCUGUCCGUGUCCAGACAGUGAGUGAGGAAGAGGAGGCUUUGCGGAGAGAGGGAGGCUGGACAAUGCAGCCCCUCCCUCAAAGACGCAGAUACCUGGAAGGUUUUCAGCCACAGCUCUGGAUUUUCCUUUUAUUUUAUUUUUUUAAAUCAGCGGAUUCAGUGGAGGGUCGGAAGAAGCGGCCCCUUUGCCCCCCUCCCGCAUCGUUUUUCCGUGUGUGUACAUUUGUAACAGAGGUGAUGUGUUGAUCAGUGAACAUGUUUUUCCACAUUUUUUUUGUGUAUGUAAUGUUUCAUUGUUAUUUUUAUUAUUGUAUUAUUGUUAUUAAUGAUAUGAUCAUUUAAAGCUUAGGUUCUAGUUUCUGUUGUUUUUACGGGCACAUUAUUAUUAUUAUGAAGACACGCAGUCAGAAAUCAUUUGAACACUGCCCCCUGCAGGUGAGAUCCCCCCCCAACACGGUACUGAUUGGUUAGCAUUUUUUUAAUGGAUUUUUAACUAUUUUAAACGUCCAGCUCACCAGCAAAGAGUGUCUCCUGCUUUAGUAGCUUCCAUGCAGUCAUAUGCACAGCUCUAUUUAUUUAUGUAAUUUUAUCUUUGAAUCAUUUUUGAAAGUGUUAUUUGUUUUUUUGUUUUCGUUUGUUUGUUGGGUUUUUUUAAACUGCAGAACUGGUAGCAACGGUGUAAAUAUGCAGACCCACCCGGCAGCCACUCAUCACCUCCGUCUGACAUUCUCAGAGCUUCUCUGAAGUCGUUUCUGUUUUUCUAAGCCACUCCUGCUGCUACCACUGACGCUCCCUGCUGGGGUCUCCCGACCCCUUCAGACGUGUACAUAGGGGUUUUUUUUUUUGGUUGUUUGUUUGUUUGUUUCAACACACUGUGAUGUUUGUGCUUCGUGGGGGUUUGCUUUCACACGCCUGUCCGUUUUUUCCUGCAGAUUUAUUUCCGACCCCCUCCUUUCUUUACAGUCGCUGGUGGUGAAGAGACUUCUAACUGCUGAUUGGAUGUUUGUUUUUGUGUCUGAGAACAGCGAGGCGUUGCUCUGUAGACCGGAUCGAGUGGCUUCCGUCCUCCUCCCCCCCCUCUUUCCAGCCACAUAUGACUCUUCCCUUCCACUUGUUUUAAUGCUCAAUAUCCAUGUUUUCUUUGUUUUUGUAAAUAAUGUAAAAUGCAUUUUGAUAUCAUUGACAUGUUUUGAUAAUUCAGAUCACGGCGGUUGAUCGUAAAGUAGGGUGCAUUUCCUCUGAAACAAUAAGAACAAGGAGAAACUGGAGCUGCUACAGACUUUUCUGCUAUUUCAGCCCCAUCACAGACAGACGUGGGGCUUCCCGCUCCACCACAGCUGCUGUGUCAAGGGAGGACAUAGUUUGUUGGUGUUCAGGAGGAGUGACUCGCUCACACAUUUCUCUUUAAAACAAACGAAAAAAUAAAAUAAAAUCCUCUCUGUUCUUAGAAGAAGAAAAAAAGUAAAUCAAAAUCUUUAAUUUGUUUUUGAAGGAGAGGAUGGUUUUCAUUUGGAAAUAAACGCCGUUCUUUGACAUCACCGAAACAGAAAGAAGGUGCGAGUAGGACUCUCGCUUCACCAUGAAGGAUUCUGUCGACGCGUUUGACGGGAAAAACAAACGGACGGACGGUUUUGUUGCAAAAAUAGAGGCGGGAGAACUCAUGUACUUUAAAACCCCUGUUGUAUAAAACGCAGUCCGACUUCUUUCUGUCCUGUAAGUAAAACCGUCACAGCGUUGAUCAUUUCUGUAUUUCUAUCGUGCUGAUGUAUAAUACUGUAUCAUUCAGAGGGAGGGGGGGUCAAGAGGACUUUGGAGGGGGGGUUGGGAGUAAAGAUUUUUCUGUUGAGUUCCUGGUUUUUUCCUCUUGAUGACAAAGCAGUAUUGAAUAUGAGGCAGUCUGUCCUUGGGGAGUUGCUUUGUAUCUCAUGUUAGGGUAGCGCUGAUCCUAAAUGUCUUGUGUAGUAAAAUAAGAGGUUCCUUCGUAUGUUUCUUUAUAUUGUAAAGUUUCUUUAGACAACAAAAAAAAAAUGUUGCUUAUUGGGAAAAAAACAGGUGGGAAAUCUGCAUUGAUAAUUAAUGUAUUUUAUUUUAUUUUUUUGUUUAAUUUUCAUCAGCUUGUCGGUUGUUUUUGCCUGUGUCCCCCUUGUUGUAGAUACAUAUUAAAAACAAAUAAAAUGACUUCACUCCUUUUGCCAUGAA